AUGGUCCUCGCCCUCAACGGCAGUCACCUCUACGGUAACCUCCGGCCCUUGGUCCUGGAGGAGCCGCGGGCGCUGAGCGGCGGCAGGAUGAUCGCCGGCUCCUGGCCCCCGCGCAGCCUGGCGAAGCUCGGCCUCGCCCCCCCGUCGGCGCUGCCCACGGCGAGCCCCCUCCCCGCCAACGACUCCCAGUGCGGGGAGCAGAUCCUCAGCUACGGCAACGUGGAGAAAGUUGUCAUCGGGGCCGUCCUCUCCCUCAUCACCCUGCUGACCAUCGCCGGCAACUGCCUGGUGGUCAUCUCCGUCUGCUUCGUGAAGAAGCUGCGGCAGCCCUCCAACUAUCUCAUCGUCUCGCUGGCCCUGGCCGACCUCUCGGUGGCCCUGGCCGUCAUGCCCUUCGUCAGCGUGACCGACCUCAUCGGCGGCGAGUGGAUCUUCGGGCGCCUUUUCUGCAACGUCUUCAUCGCCAUGGAUGUCAUGUGCUGCACGGCCUCCAUCAUGACUCUCUGCCUGAUAAGUAUCGACAGGUACCUGGGAAUAACAAGACCUCUUACGUACCCUGUAAGGCAGAAUGGGAAGCGUAUGGCCAAAAUGAUCCUGUGUGUAUGGCUCUUAUCUGCCUCUAUCACUAUACCCCCGCUCUUCGGUUGGGCCCAAAAUGUAAAUGAUGAAAAGGUUUGUUUGAUCAGUCAAGACUUUGGCUACACCAUUUACUCCACAGCAGUUGCAUUUUAUAUUCCAAUGUCAGUGAUGCUUUUCAUGUACUAUCAGAUUUACAAAGCUGCCAAGAGGAGUGCUGCUAAACACAAGUUUGCUGGUUUUCCCCGGCCGGAAGAAAUGGAAGGGGUUUCUAUGAAUGGAGUUGUAAAACUGCAUAAGGAAUCUGAAGAAUGUGCUAAUUUUUCACGACUCCUAAAGCACGACAAGAAAAACAUUUCCAUCUUUAAAAGAGAACAGAAAGCUGCCACUACGCUUGGGAUUAUUGUUGGGGCUUUCACUGUCUGCUGGCUGCCCUUCUUCCUCCUCUCAACCGCCAGGCCCUUCAUCUGCGGUACAGCAUGCAGCUGUAUCCCACUGUGGGUUGAGAGAACAUUUCUAUGGUUGGGUUAUGCAAACUCUCUCAUUAAUCCUUUUAUAUACGCCUUCUUCAAUCGGGACCUGAGGACAACUUAUCGCAACCUCCUGCAAUGCAGAUAUAGGAAUAUCAACCGGAAACUGUCAGCUGCAGGGAUGCAUGAGGCUCUGAAGCUUGCAGAAAAGCCAGAAUUUGUUCUGUAA
Gymnogyps californianus (California condor) is the source of this 1275-nucleotide messenger RNA. RefSeq names its product 5-hydroxytryptamine receptor 7 (gene HTR7). Gene Ontology annotation, molecular function: G protein-coupled serotonin receptor activity; neurotransmitter receptor activity. Gene Ontology annotation, biological process: smooth muscle contraction; chemical synaptic transmission; circadian rhythm. The record is from RefSeq and is a predicted model, not a curated record. Gene Ontology annotation, cellular component: dendrite; plasma membrane. NCBI's taxonomy places the organism in Eukaryota, Metazoa, Chordata, Aves, Accipitriformes, Cathartidae.